Tachysurus vachellii is the source of this 1493-nucleotide messenger RNA. RefSeq names its product N-myc (and STAT) interactor (gene nmi). Lineage: Eukaryota; Metazoa; Chordata; Actinopteri; Siluriformes; Bagridae. The transcript is spliced from 9 exons. Gene Ontology annotation, cellular component: cytoplasm. The record is from RefSeq and is a predicted model, not a curated record. Bases 137 to 1285 code for a protein of 382 amino acids.
UUUCAGCUUUUUUUGCGCACGACUUCCUGUAAACGUCCCUUCGACAUUUUACACUCGACAGAAAAACCACACGAAGAUUUGGCGAUAUUUGCACUUUUGAUUGUCGUUAUUAUUAUUUUGAGAGUUUGUGGUCAUUAUGUCAGGUGAAAAGGAGCAGAUGAACGGAGAGCAGCUUGUUGCAAAAGACCAGGACCUGAGCAAUGCCAGGGAGGAGCUGGAGAAAUGGAAAAAAAUGGUGGAGACCAUAGAAAGAGAAAAAGACAAGUUGAUUCUGGAGAAACUCGAUACCGAUGAGGCAAAGAAAAAAGCGCAGCAGGAGGUCACGAACUUGAUGAACGCUCAAGAUCAACUUGUAGUCAGCUUCAACGAUAAGUUAAAGGAUAUACAGGCAAAAAUCAAUUCUAUGGCAAACGCCAACCAGGAUCUGCAGAAAAAACUACAGCAAUGUAAGGAGCAGCUGAAAACUAAGAAGGCUGAAACAGACAACUUGCAGAGGAGAUUUAAGAUCAAAGCUGAGAUCCCUGAGAAAAGAAUGAGAUUCACCCACAUCCAACAGGAGGAGAAUGAGAGUGAUGAGAAUGAGGCUCAGGAUAUCAAGGGAGUCUUCACCAUCAUCCAGAGACCUUCCUUCCUGUUGAAAGGAGGUGAAGCUCUCAUCACCUUUGAGGAAGAGAAAGUGGCGGAUCAGAUCCUCAGGCUGCCGAAGUGCACUGUGGCCUGCGACAAGACCAAGAGUGAAGUGAAACCAGGCACCAUGGCUCUCGAGCCCUCUGCGAAAUUCGAGGUGCAUAUUACGGUGUCCAAGAGGACCAUCGAGUUCUCAAAUGCUUUUACGUUUUGUCUGCCUGAGGAACGAAUGAGAGACCGCUUGGAGCUAGGCUUCUCCAAACCAAGCCGCGGAGGAGGCGAGGUGGAGACAAUAAAUUACGACGAGAAGGCCGGAGCAGGUUCCAUUACCUUCCUCAACACUGGAGUUGCAGAGAAUUUGACACUGAGGGGGAAUUUCUACGUCGAUGCCCCCGAGGCGAUGGAAGUCACCGUGGCGCCGUCGUACAAGUACGAGCUGAAAAAGUUUCAGACGUUCUGCGGGGUGCCGAAGCGCACCGUACUGCUCAGAGGCAUUCAGGACAUAAGCGAUGAAGAAGAUAUGCAGGACCAUCUGGAGAUCCAUUUCCAGAAACCCAGCAACUAUGGCGGAGAGGUUGAGAGCAUUAAAUUCAUCUCGAAAGGAAAGAAUCUCAGAGCUUUCUUCAGUGAAGACUGCGCUGAAGCCGAAGCCCAAUAAACCCAAUAAAACGCUUAUGAUUUGGCUUUUUCUUUUAAAAUGGCCAAAACGUAUUAGCUUGACAUGACUCAUGCUUAUGCUAAGUCAAACAAAUGAAUAAUAAUUAAAAGUUGAAGAGUUGAAAAGUUGUAUUUUUUCUCUGUUUGACAUUGAACUAAAGCUUGAUAUCCUUUAAAUCAUGAAAUAAAUCUUAUUCGUUUCAUGACAA